AUGCCACUGGACACUCCCCGCACCGGGAGGACGCCGCUGGACAGUCCCCACACCGGGGGGACGCUGCUGGACAGUCCACACACCGGGAGAACGCCGCUGGACAGUCCACACACCGGGAGGACGCCGCUGGACUGUCCCAACACCGGGGUGACGCCGCUGGACAGUCCUCCACACCGGGAGAACGCCGCUGGACAGUCCCCAAACCGGGAGGACGCCACUGGACAGUGGCCACACCGAAGGGACGCCUCUGGACAGUCCCCACACCGAAGGGAUGCCUCUGGACAGUCCCCACACCCGGGGGACGCUACUGGACAGUCCCCACAAUGGACUGAUGCCGCUGUACAGUCCCCACAAUGGACUGAUGCCGCUGGACAGUCCCCAUACCAGGGGGACGCCGCUGGACAGUCCCCACACCGGGAGAACGCCGUUGGACUGUCCCCACACCGGGGGGAAGCCGCUGGACAGUCUCCACACCGAGAGGACGCCGCUGGACAGUCCCCACACCGAAGGGACGCCGCUGGACAGUCCCCACACCAAACGGACGCCGCUUGA
This is a messenger RNA of Procambarus clarkii (red swamp crayfish), 552 nucleotides long. NCBI's taxonomy places the organism in Eukaryota, Metazoa, Arthropoda, Malacostraca, Decapoda, Cambaridae. The record is from RefSeq and is a predicted model, not a curated record.